Messenger RNA from Sphaeramia orbicularis (orbiculate cardinalfish), 5182 nucleotides. RefSeq names its product oxysterol binding protein (gene osbp). The record is from RefSeq and is a predicted model, not a curated record. The transcript has 21 exons. The coding region runs from base 177 to 2663 and encodes 828 amino acids. Gene Ontology annotation, cellular component: perinuclear endoplasmic reticulum; plasma membrane; cytosol. NCBI's taxonomy places the organism in Eukaryota, Metazoa, Chordata, Actinopteri, Kurtiformes, Apogonidae. Gene Ontology annotation, molecular function: sterol binding.
GUUUUUUAGCUAGCAUGAAGCUUAGUGACGGACAGUGUUUUAAGUAGCUUUAAUGUUUGUUAUGUCGCGUCUCGUUCCACGAAGUACCUUCUUAAACUGCGUGUAUUUGACACACAUGUCUGUCAAGCUGGCAUAAUUGGCUCUAACCUCAACUAGUGAAACCAGAGGCUGUUGUGAUGUCGGAGUCUAAACCCCCUACUCCAACCCCAGGAGACACAUAUAAGGGUUGGCUCUUCAAAUGGACAAACUAUAUAAAAGGUUACCAGAGACGUUGGUUUGUUCUUAGCAAUGGACUGCUGUCUUACUAUAGAACCCAGGCAGAAAUGGGCCACACAUGUCGUGGCACCAUCAACUUGGCCACAGCUAAUAUCGCUGUGGAGGACUCGUGCAAUUUUGUCAUUUCCAAUGGUGGAGCACAGACCUAUCACUUAAAGGCUAGUUCCGAAGUGGAACGUCAGCGCUGGAUCACUGCUCUGGAACUUGCCAAGGCUAAAGCUGUCCGCAUGCAGGCUGAAUCUGAUGACUCCGGUGAUGAGUGCCCUGCUAUGCCCCCAACCUCUGGACAGGGUGGAGGGGGCCGUAACUCAGAAGUCCAGUCCACACUACGCACACUUGGCAGCAAAGUUGAAGACCUGACCACCUGCAAUGAUCUCAUUGUUAAACAUGGAUCUGCUCUCCAAAGGUCUUUGUCUGAGCUGGAGGGGCUUCGUGUCGGAGGUGACAUGGGCGAAAAGAUCAGACAAGUCACAGAGAGGGCAACACUGUUCCGAAUCACCUCUAAUGCCAUGAUCAAUGCAUGUCGAGACUUCCUGUCACUGGCCCAGAACCACAGUAAGCGCUGGCAGAAAGCCUUACAGGCUGAAAGAGACCAGAGGAUAAGACUGGAGGAGACACUGGAGCAGCUGGCCAAACAGCAUAACCACUUAGAAAGGGCUUUCAGAGGAGCUACAGUCCUGCCCUCUUCAUUCAGCAACCCUGCCUUAGCUAACAAAGGUGGUGUGUCAGGAAAAGGUGAUGCUAGUGAUGAAGAUGAUGACAAUGAGUUCUUUGAUGCUAUGGAAGAUCCAGCAGAGUUCAUUACUGUUCCUGCUGAUCCCAAGUAUCACAGGAGAUCUGGUAGCAACGUUAGUGGGAUCAGCAGUGAGACUGGAAUGGACGAUCAGUCUGUAAAUUUUGAUGAACUAUCUUUGGCAUCUAAUCCGGACUCUCCACAGUCCCUUGAGCUUGAGCCAGUUCGACAAAGACGAACUCGUAUCCCCGACAAACCUAAUUAUUACCUCAAUCUGUGGAGCAUCAUGAAGAACUGCAUUGGAAAGGAGCUCUCAAAGAUCCCAAUGCCUGUUAAUUUCAAUGAGCCUCUUUCAAUGUUGCAACGUUUGUCUGAAGAUCUGGAGUACUAUGAGCUGCUGGACAAGGCUGCGAAAUGUCAGAGCUCUCUGGAGCAGAUGUGUUACGUCGCUGCAUUCACAGUCUCGUCCUACUCUACUACUGUUCACCGCACAGGAAAACCUUUUAAUCCUUUGCUGGGCGAGACCUUUGAGCUUGAUCGGCUCAGAGAGUGUGGCUACCGCUCCCUCUGCGAACAAGUGAGUCACCAUCCACCUGCUGCAGCUCACCAUGCUGCCUCUGAAAAGGGUUGGAGCCUCAGACAAGAAAUUACUCUGGCUAGCAAGUUUAGAGGAAAAUAUCUGUCCAUCAUGCCCCUCGGUUCAAUCCAAUGUCUGUUUGAGAAAAGCAACAAUCACUACUCAUGGAAGAAAGUUACUACAACAGUACACAAUAUUAUUGUUGGAAAAUUGUGGAUCGACCAGUCAGGGGAGAUAGAUGUGGUGAACCACCGGACAGGAGACCGCUGUCACCUCAAAUUCGCACCUUACAGUUACUUCUCCAGAGAUGUACCCAGAAAGGUAACAGGAGUGGUGACAGAUAAGGAUGGGAAAGCCCAUUACGUGUUGUCAGGAACCUGGGAUGAGAAGAUGGAGUUUAGCAGGGUAAUGCAGAGCAGUAAAGGUGAAAACGGCACUGAAGGCAAACAGAGGACUGUGUAUCAGACGCUCAAAGCCAAAGAAAUCUGGAAAAAGAACCCAUUACCAGAGGGGGCAGAGAACAUGUAUUACUUUUCCUCACUUGCAUUAACACUGAAUGAACCCGAAGAGGGAAUAGCACCGACAGACAGCAGGCGGCGGCCGGACCAGCGGUUAAUGGAGGACGGACGAUGGGAUGAGGCCAAUGCAGAGAAACAGCGGCUAGAAGAAAAACAGCGAACCGCCCGUCGAGAAAGGGAGAGGGAGGCUGUGAAGGCUGUCAACUCACCUGAGGAAGCUGUCACUGAGGAUUCAAUCAAUGACUCUGCCCUGAAAACUGAUGCAGGGGAGGCUGGCACACAAGCAAGUGAGGUUUCUGAUGAAACUGACACAGAGGACUCACCCCCUCACACUCCGGUUGCAUCCCCUUAUGGACCAUCACUCCUCCCUUACUUAAUGGAAGGCAAGGAAGGUCCUUAUGGAACGCCAGUGAAAAGCGCCCACCCUGAUAAUUACCAAGCAUUGUGGUUCGAGAAGCUCGACGAUCCUGUAUCCGGAGAGACCCUACAUGUCUACAAAGGAGGCUACUGGGAGGCGAAGGACCAGGGCAACUGGGACAUGUGCCCUGACAUCUUCUGAUCACUGGCAGGACAAGUCCAACAUAACCAAAUGAGAAGACGGUGAGAAGCGGCCCACCACCUCGACGACAACACAAGCAAAGAAGCAAGUCCAACAGCCGCUUAGCUUCAUCUCUUCACCUUCUUUCCUGUUCCAGCUGUGGUUUUCUCAGACCCAAAGGGACCGGGCUUCACUCUGAACAUAAACACAAUGCACAUGUAGCAUUGUAGUAAUAUUACAGCUGGUUAGUGGUCGGACUUUGUUGUCACUGCCUCGCGGACACUGAUGUUUUUUUAUCGGUGUCAUUGCUGUUUCUUUCAGCCCAGGGUUUUAUGGUACAGCCUUCAUUAUGUAACAGGUUGCUCCACCCUUUUUAAUUCAUCCCAAAUAUACAAAUUUUGCUUUAAUAGAGAGACCGUCUAUUUAAUUUAUAAUUUACGUGUUUGUUUUUGUGGGACAUUCCUGCGUAGGAUUUUUUUUUUUCUUGCCCUAGACGCUAUUAAAAAUCCAAAUGAAUCAACACCCGACAGUUUUUAGUUCAUUACAGAUUAAAAGUAAAUCUGUUCAACUACUUUUAGAGCACAUGGGAGGUAUCAAUUACACAGGUGUGAGUGGCUUAAAAAAAAAAUAUGUAUAAUAUAUGAAUUGUUGUUAAUGUUCUCGAUUUGUACAAUUAUUUUUGACAAGUAAAGCAUAUGAAAAGUCACAAACAAAGGUGUGAUUCAGAGUUUGCCUUUGAUAUUAUGAUGAUUUACGGUGCUACAUUAUUCCUUUAGCUAAAAUUAUUUAUCACAAACUGAUUUUCACAACAGCCUUUUUUUCCUUCUUGCAAUAUCAAAAGCUGUGAUUUUAUUUGGGCAUUUAGAUUAUUCAUGCAAAUUGUUUCUAGAAGAUGGCAAAUUGGAAGAAGGAAAUUACAGCUUUAUUAUAUGAUUGAAAGCACAGCCAAGUUGUUUGUAUUUUUGGUUUUUUUUUUUGUUUUUCUUUCAGUCUGUUAACAUCUUCUACUUCUACUCACUAUAACGUACAUGAUGGGAUUUCAGUGUGCAGUGCAGGCUUUGUAGGAGAAUAUACAUAAUACUUUUACCAAACAGUUGUCUUUGUACACCAAUAGCAAUAUUGCUAACACAAAGACCAGAACAUUAGUUUACUCUAUUUAAGAUAAAAAGCUUGUAUGCCCAAGAAAUUUCAGACUCCAAUCAUUGUUUCUGCUUUUACUCACACCUGGAUCAACUACUUUAGUUCCUCUUCACAACAGAGCAUCACUAUUACUUCUGGCUUGGUACUAAGUAGGGAUGUUAGGAGGUGAGGUCUUGCGUCUUCCCGGUUUAACUUCUCAAUCUUAGCUUUAUUCUAGAUUUUAGUCCUUGUGUGCUGCAGUCGUACAUUUCUAACAGCAAUAAGAGUGCCUCUGUGUGAUUACAUGUGGCGCAAUAUGAGAUGAGAGACAGUAGAAAAACUUCAAACAUUGUCCUUGUAUUGUCGGAAAACUGGAAAAAAGAAAUCUACAUUUAACUUUACAUUCAAGUGUACUUAAACGGAGAACACUGAAAUGGAGUGAAGACAUGUUGAAAAUUUUUCUGUGUAAAUAUAUGAAGUAGUAAUUAAUUAAUAUGUGUGAUAUUAACUGGUAGUGUUGAGAGAGAAUCUAAUGCACUUUUUUCUUUGUUUACUCAACUGGAUUCAUUGUCUGAACUCAGUGUCGAGUCACCUUCUAUCAACUAGUUCUGCUUUCAAUUCUAAGUUAUAUUUCCAUCUCCUGCUCAGAGUUGAAAUGCAUAUAUACAAAGAGUGUGGGUGGGGAUUUAACAUCUUUACUACACUACAGAACAAGUUUACAGGUUCUGUCUGUCCUGUUUUGUUUUUUAAUAUAUAUAAUCUUGAUUUUAGACAUUGGUUUUAAAUGUGUAGCACAAUUUUUCUGUUUUUUUUUUUUCUUUCUUUCCAUUAGUUGUUUGCUUUUUUCUGUUUUUUUGGUGAUGUUUACCCUACACUAUGAGGAUUGUUUCUAUUCUGCAACAACUUGUCAUAAUUCCUAAAUAAGGUGAUUAAUAACCUAAUACUGCACUUUAGUACAGUACAUACAGUCUUUUGUUGUCAUUGCAGGUAAAGCAAAGGUGGAAUUGUAUUUAUGAUGACUGCAUUCUAUUUAGAUGCAGUUUUCCAGUAUUGUGUAACUUUACCAAUAGGCGUGGCCUGCUGGGAAACUAAUUCUAUAGAACUGACAUUGUUAUUAACUUCCACCUGUCCUGUGUGUGUUGUGACAACUCAGAAGUCUGGCCUAAAAAAAAAGUUAUAACACAUACCCCUAUUUUAUUUGUGUGAUAAAGAGUUGAUUUAUUAUUAUAUAUGUCAGAGAUUUGUCUACAUUUUUCUAAACCUGUAUUCAGUCAUGGCUGACACAUAUGUAAGUAAAAACAUACAUAUGUACUGACUUACUGUUCUGAUCAUAUGUUUGACUGUUUGUCCUUCAAUGCAGUGUUUUUUUAGCAGGUUCAUGUUAGAGUCUGGAAGUAUUAAAAGGCUGAAUGGAAAUGAAA